AUGUCUGCAGAGCAGUUCAACUACAUUGAACAGGACAGGACCGCCCCGCCAGGUGGAGACGAACUCCCAACCUACGAAGAUUUAGCUGCUCAAAAUGGUCCAAACUCGAGGCAAGCGCCAUGUGCAACUUUGAUUGGAGACUUUGAGCUUAUAUGUGGUGACUGGGAAACUAUUGAAUUAGAUGUGACGCCCGAGGAGCGGGCACGCCGGCGAGCACAGGGAUGGGAUAAACAGCUCCCAGACCAAGCUCAGAACUAUCCGGGUUCCUCAGGCCCACCGUCUACAAUGUUGUACACCACGCAACCACCGGUGCACUCUACACAUCCCCCGUUGCACAUUCAGACGAGCAACCUUUCGAUCCAUGACACACCUCAACCGCCCAUUAGGGACGAUGCCUCACUGCCUCUCCCGUUCGUUAGCCAGAGUAUUCCUCCAAGUCACCUCAAAAUCAACCAAUUCGGUUCACGAUUUCUACCCCACGCGACUUCUCAAAUACGAUGCAUCCUCCCCUUGAUGGCAGAUCGAUUGGUUCUCAUUGGACACGACGAAGGGCUUUCAGUGUUGGACAUGUUUCCCAAAGAUUGGAAUGAGAAUGGAGAGGUGACCAUCAAGCAACCAAAUGAAGCCCAGGCGCAUCUCAUCUGGAAGGGAGAGACGAUCUAUCAAAUGACGAUACUGGAACUUGAGGAAUCAGGGGAGGGAACGUUACAGGGUGUCGUAUUAGCACUUGUCGGCCCCGAGCCUGAUUCUCCCUCGGGUACCCACAAAGACUCCGACUUUCGUGUGCUACGGAUGUACAAUCUCGGUAGCUUGACAAGUCUUGCUCGGUGGGCAGUAGCCCAAAAAGGCUCCCGUCCGUUGGACUUAUAUCGCCCAUCACAUUGGCAAGCACAGCAACAAAGCCCACGGAAGCAUCGACCCCAAGGCAGCAUAGCACGCAGCCUCAAAUCCCUGAUAACAGACACACCCCCAAACCCACCCCAGGCUGCAGAGCCAACCGCAUCAUACCACUCGUUCCUUACCUCCCCGUCAUCUGGGUCUCCCUACCGAACAGGUGGUGCAUCCGAGCGGGAAAGUCCUAUCCGACAGAAUUCUGAAGAUUCGACAUGGGACGUGGUUGACGACCUCCCAUUGCGAUGGGCAACAGACUUUGUGCCUCUGGCUUCCCCUGGUUCACGGCUAGCCAACACCUCCGUCAUAGCAUACGCUACAUGGGCUGACAAGAACCGAAGAGGGUCGACCGGUGGCCAACUGUUGGCAAUUGCGACGAAGAACAGCAUCCUCCUAUACGAGUCGCCGAAAGGUGAACGCGCCUACCGAUUCGUCAAAGACUUUUACACGCCCCUCCAGCCAAAGAAUCUGACAUUCUUUGAUCAACUCGUUCAGCAGGAAAUUGGGCUCGACAGCCCAGGCAAACACACUCGCUCUGGAAGCGCGGCCUCGAUUCGACCUGUUAUCAACGACCAAACCAAUGGCAACACUAUCAACUACGGGACGCAGCUCAGUCUAUUUGUCGUUUUCGAAAAGAAGGCCUCAUGGAUUCGAAUAGCGGAUUCGUCCGUUGGCGAGUUCGAGCUGAAGGAAGAUGGCGGGCCUCCACCUAACAUCAUGGCUCGGUAA
Coprinopsis cinerea okayama7#130 is the source of this 1620-nucleotide messenger RNA. RefSeq lists its product as hypothetical. The transcript is spliced from 5 exons. The coding region runs from base 1 to 1620 and encodes 539 amino acids. NCBI's taxonomy places the organism in Eukaryota, Fungi, Basidiomycota, Agaricomycetes, Agaricales, Psathyrellaceae. The record is from RefSeq and is a predicted model, not a curated record.